AUGUUGCGUCACGCUAAGCCUGAUGGUGUGGUGGUGGGCAUGGAGGCCGCAGCCCUGAGGGGGGCACCGUGGGGGGCGCUCGUGGCGGCGGCGGGGGGCGGGAAGGUCAACCUGACGCUGUCCAGUCCUGACGAUUACGAGCCUCACGACGACCUCCUCCUGCCGCUGCACGACAGCGGGGUGAGGCUGGCUUACUUUAAAGGCUGCGUGGGCACCUCCGCUGGGGCGGCGGCCCUCGCCUCCGUGGCCGACGGUGCGCGGCCGACGGUGGAUGAUGAGGACGGCGCUGUCCUCACCAUCCACAUGGCGGCGCCCCUGGACCUCAGCGCCCUCAGGGGGACAUACACGCGCCUCUAUGUGUUCACGCGCCCCCUCUCGCCUCCUGGCCCCUCCUCCGCCAUGUGGCCGCUGCCCCCCUCCCCCCCGCCAGUGCUGGUCGUGCAGGGGGCGGAUGAGGGGUCCUGGGGGGCCGUGGCCCGCACCAUUACCUCCCUCGCCCCCCCUGGCAAGAGGUUCGAGAGUCUGGAGCUGCCGGGCUGCCGGCUGAGGGCCCCGGAGCUGCGGGAGCUGCUGAUGGUGCUGCACGACGCCGACGUGAGGACGCGCGACUGGGGCGACGGGGGCGACACGCGCGCCGAGGUUGACGGGUGGAGUGGGGAUUUUCUCCUCUACAUCACGCACCGGUGGCCCCCGGAGGGACCAGCGGUACCCAGUGACGCCGAACUGCAGGAGGCAUAUCAAGGAUACCUGCGCCAACGAGGACAAUAAUGGCAAAGCGAAGGUGCACUCUGUUCGCUUGUUCCUUGCACGUCUUGCUGGCGUCAAACGUGGAUGAUGGUGGCGAUAUGGUGAAUGAUGGCGAUGGUGACGAUAUG
Messenger RNA from Hyalella azteca, 875 nucleotides. RefSeq lists its product as uncharacterized. The transcript is spliced from 6 exons. Bases 1 to 768 code for a protein of 255 amino acids. Lineage: Eukaryota; Metazoa; Arthropoda; Malacostraca; Amphipoda; Hyalellidae. The record is from RefSeq and is a predicted model, not a curated record.